AUGUCCAUCCAUUUUGGAUGCACCAACGAAAUCAGCUUCACCGCAGUCUACAUCUUCCGCACAGAUCCGCUUUCCGCUCAAGUAUUGCUAGCUACCGCUUUAGUCCAGGUCCGCCCACAUCAUGGUAAUCCAAUCACCGCCAGAGUGUUGAUUGAUCAAGGUUCAGAGCUCUCAUUUAUGAGACAGUCGCUCUUCAAGAAGCUUGGACAACCGCUACAGCGUGACAUGGUCAUGCUCAAGGGCAUUGGCAAUGUCUCCGCAGGAAGCUCACUAGGUGUGAGCACAAUUGAGCUUCGUUCGCUGUGUACGACCGCAUCAAUGCAUGUCAGCAUGCAUAUUCUACCAACACUGACGGUAGAUCUUCCAUCGUUCGUGAUCGCUGAUCCGAAAUGGCCGCAUCUUGAGAAUCUCAAGCUCGCUGACCCGCAGUAUCUACAGCCAUGCCCUGUAGAUAUUAUUCUAGGUGCAUCACUAGCCGCACAGAUCAUGAACGCAGAGAUUCAACGAGGACCUCGCAAUGUUCCUAUUGCACAAUCCACCACGCUUGGUUGGAUUGUCUAUGGAGCUGUCACCGCUAAACACGCUUCAACAUCACACGCAGCACUACAUGCGUCAGUAGAUACUGAAUUACAAGACGCUAUCGCUAAGUUUUGGGAACAGGAAGAAGUUCCAUCAGGAAAUUCACCGCUCAACACCGCUGAAGAAGACGAAUGUGAAAUUCACUUUCGUCAAACGCAUUAUCGACAGCCUGAUGGACGCUACGUAGUGAGAUUACCGCUUAAGGCCCUUGAGAGUCAACUUGGCGACUCUAUCAACGCAGCUAUGGGGUCACUCCGCAGAUUAAUAACUCGCUUGUCGCGAGAAAGAGAAUAUUCUGACAUGUAUCGUGCAUUCAUGGCAGAAUACAUUCAACUAGGACACAUGGUACGAGUACCAGUCAACGAAUUGCCCGCAAACGCUUACUUCUUGCCUCACCAUGGGGUAUUGAAGCUUGAUAGUGCCACUACGAAGCUCCGCACAGUGUUCAAUGGUUCCUGUGCAACAUCUACAGGAAUUUCAUUGAACGACAUUCUCCACGCAGGACCCAAAACGCAAAUUGACAUUUUUGAUGUGAUGUUGAGAAUCCGUUGCAGCAGGAUUCUAUUCGCUACUGACAUCACCAAGAUGUUCAGACAGAUUGAGGUCGACUCGCUUGAUUGGCCGCUUCAGUGCAUUCUCUGGAUAGAUGAGAAUGACUUAAUAGACGCUUACUGUCUCAAGACAGUCACAUACGGAACCGCUAGUGCACCUUUUGACGCUGUACGUGUGCUUAUCCAACUAGUAAAGGAUGAAGGACACCGCUUUCCGCUAGCUGUUGCUCCAAUGUUGAAAACACGCUACGUAGAUGACAUCUACGGUGGAGCAGACAACGAAGAAGACGCUAUCAAGGCUGCAGUACAAACAAAAGCUCUGUGUGCAGCAGGCUGCUUCCCGCUUGCCAAAUGGGCUAGCAAUAGCCCACGGUUACUCGCUGAAGUCGCUCCAGAAAAGCAGCUGGAUACACCGCUUAAGGAAAUCAGUGAUGCACCAGUAAAAGUCCUGGGCAUGUACUGGAAUUCACGCACUGACGCUCUCCAGUUCAAGUACACGCUACCGCCAGAGACGCCCAAGACAAAAAGAGCUAUUUUGUCUGAAAUCGCUAAGCUGUAUGAUCCGCUAGGACUUCUCGUACCAAUAGUCGUCAAAGCCAAGAUCUUUAUGCAAGAUCUGUGGCUAGAUAGAGUGUCAUGGGAUGAACAAUUGUCACCAUCACUCAUUCACAAAUGGACUGGAUACCGCGAGGAUCUUUGA
Messenger RNA from Cotesia glomerata, 1830 nucleotides. RefSeq lists its product as uncharacterized. The record is from RefSeq and is a predicted model, not a curated record. Lineage: Eukaryota; Metazoa; Arthropoda; Insecta; Hymenoptera; Braconidae. The transcript is spliced from 2 exons. Bases 1 to 1830 code for a protein of 609 amino acids.